AUGUCCAAAAGAAAUUUCAAGCGAUGUCUUGAAGCUGAUAAGAAAACAGCUAACUUAAAUUUUAAUAAUAAAUCAAAUCUUCUGAACCAAACUACUAACUGUGAGUAUUUUGAUGUGUCACAAGAUCAGUAUUCUACAAAUGUGUGUAACCCAUUAACUGCUCAAACUACUCAAACUACAAUGUAUCCUAGUUUACAAGACAAUUUGAAUCAAUCCAAUGAAUUCACUGCAGUAUGCUUUACCAAUUCUCCAAUUGAACCUAUUAGUUCUGAAAAUAUUACUCUUAAGGAUAAAUUGCGGCAAUUAAUUUGUGACUAUCAUAUUUCACAUAACUGUGUAAAUAAACUUUUGGAAAUUCUUAGAUCUGAAGGACUUGAUUUGCCAAAAGAUGUAAGAACUCUAUUUCAAACCCCAAAAAAUCACUCAAUAAUAAAUGUUCAUACAGGUACAUAUAUUCAUAUUGGUAUAGAGUUUAUGAUUACACCUAUUUUACUUGCACAUGUCGAACAACUUAAAAAUACUACAGACAUACACAAUUGGGAGUAA
This is a messenger RNA of Macrosiphum euphorbiae (potato aphid), 546 nucleotides long. NCBI's taxonomy places the organism in Eukaryota, Metazoa, Arthropoda, Insecta, Hemiptera, Aphididae. The record is from the annotation of a GenBank genome assembly.